AUGGACCCCAAACCGGUGCAGCCGCCAAAUUUCCACAACCUUGAGAUUUCUGGGUCAUGGGAUGGGGAAUUUGAGGGUCCAGUGAAACUCAGGAUAUCUCUCGAUGUUCAGUCUGCUCCGGACACAGAGCUGCGGCUUUUGGACACCAAAGCUUCAGCCAUCUUUCUUAAGACUGCUUCGGCGCGAGUUUUAUCGGACGAAUCGAAUGACAACAGUUCUUUGUUUGCUUUUCCUAUCUCGAAUUCUGAUAAAUUAAAAGGUGGUCGACGCUUUUCAGCUGAGAGACCUCCCAAAAGUGAAGACGCCCUUUCAGCAUCCCCAGACGGGCCUCCCCUCCCAAGCCGUUCCCUCAUGAAAGAGCUCAGGACGUACCAAGACACUGUUUCUGCAAAGUUCUCCGAUUUGUGCGUCAAUGUUGCGGAGUAUGAAGACCUGACUCAUUCGCCACAAUUGAUGAAAAGGAGUGCUGCGGACGCAUGCUUCACGAAUUCCGAAGUAGCCUCGGAUGGAACGCCAACUCACAAGAGACAAGCGUCCAGCAAUGAAACCGACAAGACCCUGAGCUCAUUUUCGAAACUCGGAGAAGGAAGUAUCAAAUCUGGUAAACUCCUCGGUCUUAAGGCUUGGCUGGAGACAGCAGCACAACCCCAUGAAGACAGAGAACUCGCUGAUACCGGUGAAGAUGAGCUACGUCCGGAGGAAGUAAACUCGGAUAAUUGCGAGACUGCGAUAGGUGAUGUGACUAACACAAAGGAUACCUGUGGGCUAUCCACCCCUGUGGUUGAGUCGCCAAAUACACCUCCGAGACAGGAAACUCCGACGAUGGAAAAGCUCUGCAGUACCCCAGACCCUCAAGCUCAUACUCCUUACGACCAAGAAAGUAUCCCAAGUGGCUUGUCAGCAUCACCUAAUCUCUCGCUCUUAUUCAGUACACCCAAGCAGUCGAAUUCCAAGCCUGGAACUUGGGAGAAACAUUAUUUGAUCGAGGAGACAACCGAGGAUGACGAUGGAAUUGCGAUCGAGCCACUCAUAGAGUUCUCUUGGACCGACCCCAAAUUGAUUCUCUCCAAUGGGGAUCUCAUUGUGAAGUUUUCCAGCAAAACACGAGAGGCCUCCUACAGAAUAGACGUCAACCUUACCGUCUACGUGGAUGAUGACUAUGUCAAAGGAUGGAGCACAAUAUUGCUGCCAGGGCUCCCUCGUCUGCAGGCUGGAGAGACCGGGUCUUUCUUGUUCCUUCUUCCGGAGGACCGUGGUCUCGAAUUCCGCACUAAAUAUAUGCAGCGUUGUACGAUGAUGGAAGAUUGUUUCUUUGCUGAGUUUACCAGUGUCAGGAACCUUAUCAUUUCAAUGCGCGUAUGUGGUCGAAAAUUUUACGGCUUUCUCAAGAACUUCAUCGUGGAUCAAGAGGUUAUCGCCCAUCAUGCGGUAGUUAAUUCUGAAGCAGAGAGCGAUGAAUCUAUCAGCUAUCAUGCUAUGUGCUCGCUGAAAUUGAGCCAGCGCUAUCUUUGCUCCGAUAAAUGCGGUUUUUCCUUCUACGUGGACGGAGGUCCAGAUGGUUUUUUCAUCUGCAAACUCGAGCACCAAAAGGCAGGGCUGCCGAUGAUUAAAAUACCGAGUGGCGAUUCAGCCUCCGCUGGAACUUCUCGUGUCCAAGUGAUCUGCUCACCAAAGGAUUUGGGAAUGUUCUGUUUGACAUGGUCCAUUCCAUCAGCUGAUCGACAUGCCGUUCACUGGCUUCCUCGCAUCUACCCGGCAUCCCCCAGAUACUUAAAAGGCAGUCGGGAUCAUCUGCGUGACACAUUUACUGAAUUGAGCAGUAGAGGACUCUUUGAGGUUACUGGAGAUAAGACCAAGCAGCUAGCACGCGAGGAGAUCGAUGCUGACAAGGAAAAUCACGCUUCCGAUAAAAAAGCAACCUUCGGUCCCGACCCCUUCAGUCCUGAUCACUACGAGGCCCCUGACGCUCUUAUUCUGUUUCGCUUGUUGAUGUCGACUCUCGGAGCUAAGAUCCUACAGCAUACCAAAGGCUGCAUAGUAACUGCCAUGUCGUUCAUAUCCCGCCCGUACCAAUGGAUACUUUCACGCAUGAAGCAUCUCAUGCUAGCUUUAGGCUCUGCAUGUGUCCUACUGGGAGUGGUGUGGCUCUUUGUGAGAGAUGCGGGCUUUGGGGUCUUGAGCUCUGUUCAAAACCUAUCAGAUCCGUUGGAUUUGAGCAAAAUGUGUGGUGGAAAUGGAACGAUGGUCGAGAACGUAAGCGCUUGUCUUGACGAUAGUAUCUUCAAAGAAGACCCCAGUACUAUUAUCACACCUGGGGGAACAGUCGAGCUCAAUUUCAUCGAAGCAGAUAGCGACAAUCAAAUGGAAAGGCCGGUGCGGGAGAGCACAGAUGGCGAUAAUGGGGACGCGGAGGCGAACCUCGGAGACAAUAAGGCCGCAGAACUUCUUUCUUUCAGAGAUAGGAUCGACCAUUGGCUCGGAUGGAAAGGGCCUGUCAACCGCAGAUCCUGA
Aspergillus steynii IBT 23096 is the source of this 2511-nucleotide messenger RNA. RefSeq lists its product as uncharacterized. The record is from RefSeq and is a predicted model, not a curated record. The coding region runs from base 1 to 2511 and encodes 836 amino acids. The transcript is spliced from 2 exons. Lineage: Eukaryota; Fungi; Ascomycota; Eurotiomycetes; Eurotiales; Aspergillaceae.